Molecule: messenger RNA, 3623 nt
Organism: Alosa alosa (allis shad)
Lineage: Eukaryota; Metazoa; Chordata; Actinopteri; Clupeiformes; Clupeidae
Gene: abl2
Product: c-abl oncogene 2, non-receptor tyrosine kinase
Biological process (GO): protein phosphorylation; regulation of apoptotic process
Molecular function (GO): ATP binding; protein binding; non-membrane spanning protein tyrosine kinase activity
Source: RefSeq, a predicted model, not a curated record
GGAGAUAGUCACCUCUUGAGUUCAGGAGUGUCCCACCACGUCUAAGAGAAAAACGCGAAAACCCGAUUCCCAUAAGAGAGCGUGGCCUACAGAGUAUGACUCUGAGGACCCUACCACCCAGCAGCAGUUUCGAGGAAGAGCGGGCCUGGCUCACGGGCCACCCUUGCCCCAGCGUCAAAAAUGCAAUCUACAGCCGCCUCUCCGUCUCAGGUGCCCCCAGCACAGAGGCCCUGCACCGGCCGUUUGGGCUGGACUCGGCGGCGUUGACCGAGGCUGUGCGCUGGAGCUCCAAGGAGAAUCUGCUGGGCGCCACCGAGAGCGACCCCAACCUCUUCGUUGCACUUUAUGAUUUUGUCGCCAGUGGCGACAACACACUAAGCAUUACGAAAGGUGAGAAGCUGCGCGUUCUGGGCUACAACCAGAAUGGCGAGUGGAGCGAGGUGCGCUCCAAGAACGGCCAGGGCUGGGUACCCAGCAACUACAUCACGCCGGUCAACAGCCUGGAGAAGCACAGCUGGUACCACGGGCCAGUGUCGCGCAGCGCCGCCGAGUACCUGCUCAGCAGCCUCAUCAACGGCAGCUUCCUGGUGCGCGAGAGCGAGAGUAGCCCCGGGCAGCUGUCCAUCUCGCUGCGCUACGAGGGACGCGUCUACCACUACCGCAUCAACACCGCCUCCGACGGCAAGGUGUACGUGACGUCGGAGAGCCGCUUCAGCACGCUGGCGGAGCUCGUGCACCACCACUCGACGGUGGCCGACGGCCUGGUGACCACGCUGCACUACCCGGCGCCCAAGCGCAACAAGCCCACCGUCUACGGCGUGUCGCCCAUCCACGACAAGUGGGAGAUGGAGCGCACCGACAUCACCAUGAAGCACAAGCUGGGCGGCGGGCAGUACGGUGAGGUGUACGUGGGCGUGUGGAAGAAGUACAAUCUCACCGUGGCCGUCAAGACACUCAAGGAAGACACUAUGGAGGUGGAGGAGUUUCUAAAAGAGGCUGCUGUCAUGAAGGAGGUGAAGCAUCCCAAUCUGGUGCAGCUACUCGGUGUGUGUACACUGGAGCCCCCCUUCUACAUCGUGACUGAGUACAUGCCCCACGGGAACCUCCUGGACUACCUACGUGAGUGCGACCGUGAGGAGGUGACUGCAGUGGUGCUGCUCUACAUGGCCACGCAGAUCUCCUCCGCCAUGGAGUACCUGGAGAAGAAGAACUUCAUCCACAGGGACCUGGCGGCACGUAACUGUCUGGUGGGCGAGAACCACGUGGUGAAGGUGGCGGACUUUGGGCUGAGUCGGUUGAUGACUGGGGACACGUACCAGGCCCACGCCGGAGCUAAAUUCCCCAUCAAGUGGACCGCUCCGGAGAGCCUGGCCUACAACACCUUCUCCAUCAAGUCAGACGUCUGGGCAUUUGGUGUGCUGCUGUGGGAGAUUGCCACCUACGGCAUGUCCCCAUACCCGGGCAUCGACCUGUCCCAGGUGUACGACCUGCUGGAGAAGGGCUACCGCAUGGAGCAGCCCGAGGGAUGCCCACCCAAAGUCUACGAGCUCAUGAGGGCCUGCUGGCAGUGGAGCCCCAUGGACCGGCCCUCCUUUGCCGAAACCCACCAGGCCUUUGAGACCAUGUUCCACGACUCCAGCAUCUCAGAAGAGGUGGCAGAGGAGCUGUGUAAGACCUCUAGCCAGGGGGCUUCCUCUCACUCCUUCGGCCACGACAUGCCACUCCUGCCCUCCAAGGUGUCCUCCCGGACCCUGCGCAAGCACGCCGAGAACAAGGAGAACAUCGAGGGCGGCCUGGAUGGACGAGGCGACUCGGAAGAAAGAGGAGGAGGAGGAGGAGGAGGAGGGCUGGGCCCCGCAGGCCUGAUGGCGUCUCUGUUGGGAGGGGAGGGCCGUUCGGGCAGCUCCCCAGCGUUGCCGCGGAAGCAGCGCGACAAAUCUCCCAGCAGCCUCCUGGAGGACGGCUCAGAGACCACCUUCACUCGGGACCGCAAGGCCGGCUUCUUCAGCUCAUUCAUGAAGAAGAAGUCUUCCUCCUCCUCCUCCUCCUCUUCCUCGCCCUCUGCCCAUGCCCAGCAGAACCUUCCCAUGCCCCCCAAGCGCAGCAGCUCUUUCCGAGAGAUGGAGACGCAGCCCCACAAGAAGUACGAGCCCACGGCGGCCUUCUGCGCCCCACCGCCCCCAGACGGGCUUGGCUUCUCCCCGUCCCACGGCGAGGCCAACCACGUCCAGGCGCGCUGCUGCGGCGCCGCCUUCGGUCAGAAACCCGGUGCGCCCUCCGGUGGACAGGUAGGGGGUAGCAGCAGCGGCAGCAGCAGCGGUAGCAGCUGGGGAAGCCUGGCCGGCUUCUUCACUCCACGCCUGAUCAAGAAGACCCUGGGGCUGCGCUCGGGUGGGGGCAAGUCCCAGAGCUCGGACGAGAAGCCCUUCCCCAGGUCCAACUCCACCUCGUCCAUGUCGGCGGGGCUUCCCGAUCUGGAGCGGAUGGCUCUGACGCUGCCACGCAAGAGCAGCAGCAGCAGCAGCAAGCCCCCGCUGGAGCGGACGGCCUCCACCACCUCGCAGCCCGAGAAUGGGGCUCCCGGCCGGCCGGCAGAAGCGCCGCUCAUGCUCCGGAAGAUGGACGAGGGCACGGCGCAGAUCCGCGAGCGGCCCAAGGCCAAGCUGCUGCCGCGCGGCGCCUCGGCGGCCACCAGGGUACCAGGCGUAGGGGGCGAGGGAGAUGGCGCCGGUCAGCAGGACACGAUGGGGGGACAGGACAGGCAGGGCUGGUCGUCGCCAUCGAAAAGUGGCUCAGCGGGCGUGCACAACCACAAGGUGCCGGUGGUCAUCUCGCCCACGCUAAAACACAGCCCGGCGGACGUGCACCUGGUCGGGGUGGACUCGCAGGGCAACCGCUUCAAGCUGCUCACGGAUCACCAGUCCGCCGAUAGAGACCGGCCACGGCUGGUCAAGCCCAAGUGCGCACCCCCUCCUCCGCCCACGCUGCGCUCACUCUCGCAGCCCUACGGGGCGGAGGGGCCAGACGAGUUCCCUCCAGAGGUCAACGGCGCAGGGCGCACCACGCGUUCAACGCUCAGGCCGGGCGGAGGAGGAGGAGGAGGGGAGGGAGAGGGGAGGCGGCCGGCCCCUCCGCGGCCCCCGGCCCCCUCGCCCUCCUCCACUCCGACCAAGCUGGCCAACGGCGCCUCCACCACCACCCACACCUCCUCGGUGGCCUCCAAGGUGGCGUUGCGGCGGACUCGGCAGCAGGUGGAGCGCGUGCUCCCCGACAAGGUCAGCAAGGAGGCCCUGCUGGAGUGUGCCGACAGCCUGAGCAGCGCUCUCCACAGCAGCGCCGAGCCGGCGUCCAGCAGCUUGGUGCUGGAUGCCGGGCACCAGCUCCUGGACUACUGCUCGGGCUACGUGGACUGCAUCCCCCAGACGCGCAACAAGUUCGCUUUCCGCGAGGCCGUGGGCAAACUGGAGCUCAGCCUGCAGGAGCUACGCGCCUCCUCCGGGACAGGAGGUGGAGGAGGAGGAGGAGGAGGUGGGGGUUUAGGGAACACUCCCGCUUUGGACAACUUGCACAGCUGCAUUAAAGAAAUCAGUGACGUGGUGCAGAGGUAGCCACUGUGAAGACCU